Molecule: messenger RNA, 2844 nt
Organism: Zootoca vivipara (common lizard)
Lineage: Eukaryota; Metazoa; Chordata; Lepidosauria; Squamata; Lacertidae
Product: solute carrier family 22 member 13
Biological process (GO): transmembrane transport
Cellular component (GO): membrane
Molecular function (GO): transmembrane transporter activity
Source: RefSeq, a predicted model, not a curated record
AAGAAGAAGAAGAAGAAGAAGAAGAAGCCUGUUGUCUAUUGCUACUUUAUUAGCAAUGGAAGAGUACCUGUUUUGAAGGCUCAAUCGCCAGCAACUCCAAGUAUGGCUAGGAAUGUUCCCUGCCAGGAUCCCUAGAGAGUCCCUUGAGGGUCAUUGUAGAUAAUACUGAAUUAGAUGAUGUGGAUUGGUAUCAGGCAGUUCCCGAUGAUCUCCGGGAACGGGGUAGGGAAAACUCUCCACCUGAGUUGGCUAGAUGGGCCAAUGUGUUGGUUUCCGGGGGAAGCCGGCUGUGCAAAAUGCUUGUUUGCUAUCCCUUGCGACAAUCGCACAGCCACUCGGCUGUAUGCCGGUUUCAGGAAUCUCUAGGGAAAGUGCCAUUUGUUUGGGCCCCCUUCUUAAAUUGGUGUGCCUCCUCUGGCUUACCUGGUUGUAGCUUCCAGUGAGCACUAGCCACCAUUGGUUGACUUUUCAGAUCGUCUGGUAUUCUGUGAUUCAAACAGGUUUGCCUCGCCUCUUCCUCUAUACAGUAUGUUGCUUUGAAUGCAACCAUCCUUUGAUAUAUUGCACAAGUUUACAUCAACCGGCGAAGAUGGUAAUCUCUCAUGGAGGUGCCCAUUUCAGGGUGUGUUGACCUCCUACUGAUGUCUCAACCGCCUCGGUGUUGCCGACUUUCCUCCACGGUGCAUUUCCCUCCGUAGACUUCCUUCUCUUUUUUUCCUGCUGUGAGGUGCAAGGGAAGGAGUCCCCAGAUGUGAGAGCAAUACAGACCGGCUGCCAAAGAAACCCAGAAUGAUCAGAUUUGGAGACAUCUUGAAGGUGAUCGGAGAAUUCGGGAGGUUUCAGAAAUGGCUGGUGCUGCUGAUCUGCAUCCCAAAUUUCCUGACUCCCUUUCACAUGUUCGGACAAGUGUUCAUUGUCAUGGACGUGCCUCACCACUGCAACACGAACUGGAUCCUGAAUAUUACCCAAAACCUGACCCAAGAGCAGCAGCUGAACUUGACCAUUCCCAGGAAACUAGAUGGCUCUUUUGAGGAAUGUUCCAUGUUUAGUCCUGUGAAAGGGGAUAUCGAUUCAAUCAUAAAAGAUGGACGAAAUUCCACAGAAGGCUGCCGAGAUGGUUGGGUGUACCCCACAGAUCCAAAGCCGUCGUUGCUCACCGAGUUCAACUUGGUCUGCGACCGAAAGGACUUAAAAGACAUCUCUCAAUCCAUUUACAUGUCUGGUCUUCUUGUGGGAGCCUUGGUCUUUGGCCCACUGAGCGACUGGAUUGGAAGCCAACGGAUGAUAUUGCUCACCCUCCUCCUCAUGGGCGCCUUUGGUGUCGGGGCAGGCUUCGCACCAAAUUUCUACCUCUACAUCGCCUUGAGAUUCAUCGUGGGCGCUGCUUUUGCCGGGAUCAGUAUCAGCAUGGCAGCGUUAACUUCAGAGUGGGUCGGGCCUUCCUAUCGCCCGCUUGCGAUGAUCAUCAGCCACUGCAGCAACGCUCUUGGGCAGAUGGCCUUGGCUGGCUUGGCGUACGCCAUUCGUGACUGGAGACUCUACCAGAUUGCUGGCUCUGCUCCGGCAUUUGCCCUCUUUUUUUACAUAUGGGUUCUUCCCAAGUCUGCGCGAUGGCUUGUGACAAAAGGGAAGGUCGAGGAAGCCAAAAAGGAACUUCGAAAGGCUGCUUCCAUUAACAAACGAGCCAUCUCAGAAGAACUACUCAACCAGCUCACUCCAGAAGAGAAGGUGAAAUCUGGGAAUAUCCUGGAUAUUUUCAAGAAGCCGCAUCUAAGGAUUUUGACUUUAAUCAUGGUCAUAGUCUGGUUUGCAGACAGUCUUGUGUAUUACGGAGUGAGCCUUCAUGUUGGGGAUUUUGGCUUGGACAUCUACAUGACCCAGCUUGUGUUUGGAGCUGUGGAAAUACCGUCUCGAGCCUCCUGUAUCUUCCUCCUCCAGUGGAUGGGGAGGAAGAAAUGCCAGGCUGCUUGGCUUCUCCUGAGCGGAGUCGUGUGCUUGCUCAUCCCUGCUAUUCCAACAGACUUCCCUGUGAUCGUGACGGUGCUGGCUGUUAUUGGCAAGUCUGCAUUGGCUGCCUCCUUUUCAACCACUUAUGUGUUUUCUGCCGAAGUCUUUCCCACAGUCGUCAGGCAAAGCAGUUUAGGCUUGUGCUCCAUGGCUGCCAGAAUAGGGGGCAUCCUUGCUCCGCUUGUGGGUCUCCUGGACAAGUUCCACCCUGCUAUUCCCAUGGUGAUAUUUGGAGGCAUAGCACUGGCCGGGGGAAUCCUCUGCUUCUUCCUUCCUGAGACACGGAACCAAGAUCUCCAGGACGACACUGGCAAAUCCCCAGCAAGCCAGAGGUCAAAAAAGGCUCACGCCGGUAGCUUCGAAAAAAGACCUGCGCAGAAAGAAGCUGGCGAAACGAAAGAACACACCAGCAGCACAUACCUCUAGCAGAAACAGCACAUCCCCUUGCAGUCCAAAGGCAUGCUGGGACAUCUGCAGAAGAUUUUAGCAGGCAAAUGAUGUGGGCAUACCUCUCGAUUGUCCACCCGCCAUGCUCAGGUUGCCUAGGAAAACAUGCGCCCUUGCAAGUCCCAAUGAUCCAGAAGCGUACCUAGGAAAGGCAGGUGCCGUGCUCCUUUAAAACAGCCACACCAGUCACACCAAUCAGGAUUGCCAUUCCUUUUAAUUGAGCAUGGAUGAGGAACCUGUCGCCCUCUGGAUAUUAUUGGACUUCAAUUCCCAUCCUCCCUGCCCAAGGGCCAUACUGGCUGAGGCUGAUGGGAACCGAAGUGCAGCAAUCUCUGGGGAGCCACAGGUUCCCCAUCCCUGUUAAAUAAAGUCUCUUUUUCUGACCCAUUA